Messenger RNA from Leptinotarsa decemlineata (Colorado potato beetle), 501 nucleotides. It is a transcript of the gene nrm, whose product is annotated as neuromusculin. Gene Ontology annotation, cellular component: plasma membrane; cell-cell junction. Gene Ontology annotation, biological process: cell-cell adhesion. The record is from RefSeq and is a predicted model, not a curated record. NCBI's taxonomy places the organism in Eukaryota, Metazoa, Arthropoda, Insecta, Coleoptera, Chrysomelidae. Gene Ontology annotation, molecular function: cell adhesion molecule binding.
AUGACUGUAGAAUAUACGAACGAGUCUACUGGUGCUGUUCUCAAGAUAUCUCCUGUGGAAGGAGAAGAUGAGGCAACAUACAAAUGUGAAAUUACAUAUCUCGAAGUUAUCGAAAACUGCGAUGUAGUUCAAAUUGUCAAGCUGAAGACACUGAAAAAACCAGAGAAUGUGAAAAUCUUUCGCAGUGGAGAUCACACUCCUUUACCAAAUUCUACAGUCAUUGGCCCAAUGGAAGAAGAAGAUGAAUUCGACUUGAUCUGCGAGGCAUCUGGUGGUAAACCUAUUCCUAAAGUGAGAUGGUACAAUGGUACCAAUGAAAUACAAAGAGCUAAGUAUAGUGCGAAUGAGAUCGACAACGGAGUGGGAACCGGGAUUUCGAGACUGCAAUUGACCCUUACGAGAGGCGAUUUGCUGGCCAGAUUUGAAUGUAGGGUGGAAAGCGAUGCUUUAGACGAACCGAUUAUUUCCUGGGUCCGAAUUGACGUCAACGGUAAGUCAUAA